AUUCUCUAGUCUUCCCUUUCUUCUUGUAAUGUUAUUUUCUAGAGGUUUUUAUUUCAUUUCGAGGUUUUGAAUUCUAUGCUCGCUUCAUCAACAAAAUUCCAUGUUUCUAAAGCCUAUUCUGCUAAGUUAGCCGUUAAAUUAAAUUCGACGGUCCUGAUUCGGCGGAUCAUAUAUAGGUUGUCUGCGUCAAACUGGGCCCAUUGUGGUUAUAUCUCGGGACACUCUAGUAGCCGACAUCGUAUGUCUUUGAAGCCAAGUUUUCAACAGAUAAAUUUUUAACCGUUGGCAGUCUUUUUUCUUUCAAAAUCUUGAAAACUUCCAUUUUGGUCCGAACAUAUAUAUUCCUACGAAUUCGCAGAGCUCCCCAAAAUGAGAAUGAAUGAAACUUGUGGGUUUCUGAACUUCACUCUCUAGUAAAAGUAACGAUGAUUAGCUCCUAUGGUGGUUGAGGAGUCUCUUUCGGAUUUGCAAAAGGGUUGCUUUCUGUGAGGUUGAUGAGCUUGUUUUCAUUAUCCCCAUUUCAUUUUUCAAUCGUUUUUUAAUAAAUUCGAGCACUCAAUUUGUCCCGGUCCACAGUAUUUGCUGUCAUACGUCGCGUCUGCACUGACUUACAAAAAAAAAAAGAACCUACAGCUAUUAUAUCUGAUGGGUAUGCCCAUAUAAUCUGGACUUCGAUUUUCUGGGUGAGAUGCUCAUUUGCUGCUUUCAUUCAGUUAGUACAAGCAAUUUGUAGGCAACAUUUUUAAUUCCAUUGGGCUCCUUUGUCUCCAUCAAUUUGCUUUAUUCUGUUGGGGGAGCUGGGUCUGUAGGGACAUCACUUUGAGGUAGCGCUGGUAUCCAGUGUGCUGUUAAGAAAAUGAACAAGUGUAACUUGUACGGACAACUCGGCUGUGUGAGGGUGGGAAUAUAUGAAGCUUCACACAGCAGUUGCCAUUGCUUAUCUCAGCAGCUUGAUUUGGAUUCAACAGAUUCAUUGUGAUGAACUUUCUGAUACUUCUGGCAUAAACAAAUGGAUAUGUAAAUGUUCUUAUACAUAUCAAGGAAAUCAUAGUUAUGCUGUUAAAUCCAACUGUUCUACAUCAUGUGAUUGCAUUCCAGAUUCUGGAGGAAAUGGGAGCACAUGGACGUGUACAUGUACUGCCAAAGGGUUCCCUAAGUUAGCUUCUGAAAAUCUUGAUACCAACUGUUUUACAGCCUGCCAAUGCACUUAUGGAUCUCUCAGCAUGGCGCGUGUCUCAAAAAAGCACAUUUCAAGCAAAGUUGUUGUUAUUAUUCUGUUACUGUGUGUUAUUCUCACAACUUUUGCAUUUCUGGCCUCUGCCUUGUGCUACAUCUAUCGAAGGGACAAGCGCCCUAUUCAAGCACCAAUGGUCUCAUCUGAUAAAGAAACAAGUUGUAAUAGUGCUACCAACUUAUUAAGUCUUAGGACUUCUUCAGCACUGGAAAGUGAAACUACUAUAGAUUUCUCCAUAAGUACUUUCACAGGAUGCUUUCAGAACCCUUCUUCAUUAUUUAGAAACAGAAGAUGGAAUAUACAUGGAACUAUCAUCCAAUUUUCAUAUUCUCAGUUGGAAAGCGCAACCAAAAAUUUCUCAAACUCUAAUCUUAUUGGAGUUGGAGGAAGCAGCUAUGUUUAUCAUGGUCAGCUCAGAAAUGGCAGAACUGUGGCAAUUAAGCGACUAAAAACUUGGGGAGAACCAGAUGCAGAAUCUCUAUUUUUAACAGAGAUUGAACUACUAUCCAGACUUCACCAUUGUCAUGUGGUGCCUUUGCUUGGCUACUGUUCAGAAUCCUUUGGAAAAACUACUGAGAGGCUGCUGGUAUUUGAGUACAUGCCUAAUGGUAAUUUGAGAGAAUGUUUGGAUGGGAACUCGGGGAGAGACAUAGAUUGGGCUACUCGAGUUGCAAUUGCAAUUGGAGCUGCAAGAGGCUUGGAAUAUCUUCAUGAAGCAGCCGCUCCAAGGGUUCUGCAUAGUGAUGUCAAAUCAACAAACAUUCUCCUGGAUGAUACUUGGAGAGCAAAAAUAACUGAUCUUGGUAUGGCUAAAUGCUUAAGAGCUGAUGGUCUCCCCAGCAGUUCCAAUUCUCAAGAAAAAAUGCUAGGGACUUUUGGCUAUUUUGCACCAGAGUAUGCUAUUAUAGGAAAAGCCUCACUCAAAUCAGAUGUUUUCAGUUUUGGGGUAGUUCUUCUUGAGCUUAUUAGUGGUCGGAAGCCCAUAUAUAAAUCAACCAACAAAGGAGAAGAAAGCCUUGUCAUAUGGGCUACCCCUCGUUUACAGGAUAGAAGGCGAGUAAUUAUGGAGUUGGCUGAUCCAUGUUUGAAUGGGAAUUUCCCGGAAGAAGAGAUGCAGAUAAUGGCCUACCUAGCAAAGGAGUGCUUACUAUUGGAUCCCGAUGAUCGGCCAACCAUGAGUGAGGUUGUUCAAAUUCUCUCAACUAUGGCACCACAGAAAUCUAGAAGGAGAAACAUUCCUUUAUAUUUUUACCAGAGGUCAUCCCCACAAGGGAUAAGAAGUGGUUCACACAUUCAGAGACCUAACAACCAAGUGGAGAAGAAGCCAGUCCCAUCCAGUAAACGGUCUUCCCAAUGCUCACUACAAUUGUCAGCAGGUCCUAUUGAUGUUGAGGAAGCAAGGCUAGCCCCAUUAACUAAAGAGUCAACUUCGUGUUACCUGCCAGUAGAUGUUGACGGUAUUCUGCGUAGUGAAAACAGCAGUAAGGAAGCAGAUUCCAUUUCGGCCAACUAUAUUCAGAGCCUGAUACUCUUGAGUGCCAGUGUUAGGAGUUGCCGUGCCUCGGAUGAUGAGAUGGUCGACUUAACUGAACCACGGUUCGAAUCAUUCUGUAUGUCCAAUAUCAAGACCACUUGACGAAAACAACCCGACUUGUGCAGGGGGUUUUGGGAAAAGAGGAAGAAAACUCCACGGUUAUUUGGUGUACGAGUUCGUUGAAAUACAUUAUCGGUUGUAGAUUGCACAAGAGGAUAUCAAAGAGAGGAAGCAAACAGAUAUUUUCUGUCCUUUUUUUCCCUUUGCUGUUUGUGUUCUUUCCUUUGAAGAUCCUGUCACAGGCUUUUUCUUAUUAGAAAAUCAUACACGUUUAUUUGUUGUAGUUAAUGUAUAUAUUGCUCGUGCAUGUAAAUGAAGAGGAACCAUAGAAAAUUCACAUGGUAUGGGUUCAGUUCGUGAAA
Molecule: messenger RNA, 3190 nt
Organism: Carya illinoinensis
Lineage: Eukaryota; Viridiplantae; Streptophyta; Magnoliopsida; Fagales; Juglandaceae
Product: receptor-like serine/threonine-protein kinase NCRK
Exons: 12
Coding region: 909-2870 (653 amino acids)
Biological process (GO): protein phosphorylation
Molecular function (GO): protein kinase activity; ATP binding
Source: RefSeq, a predicted model, not a curated record